AUGAUCCCCCCUUCAAGUGCCAAACGAAAUUGCAUUGAAUCGGAAUUACCAAACACCAAUCAACGAUACGGCAACCGAACAUUCUCGACAUUUACGCCAGCGGAACAAGAAGAACUUCGGCGUAAGGCUUCGAAGAUUUACGAAGGUGCCACAUUUCAAAGCUUUGAUGAAUUCGAAGAAUAUUUGGAAGCCUACAAAAUUGUAUGGAAUUAUCCGUACAGGAGAGCCAGUUCUGAACAUCUCCGAGAUGGCGAAGGACGUAUAAUUAACCGUUUCAAAUAUAAAUAUGUAGUGUUUCACUGCGCUCACUAUGGGCUUCCACGGGUUGGUAAACGUCCAAAUCAGAGUUACCUUCCAUUAGGUUGCCAAGCGAGAUUUCGUUUAAAUUCUGACACAACCAAUGGCUGUCUUCGGAUUUCGUCUUUCCACAAAGAACAUAAAAAUCACGACAGCACUGAAGAAGACUAUUUGCGCGUUAUAAACAAAAAGAGACGAUAUCUAACUAAAGAAACAACGCCCACAUAUGACAACAAUGAAGAAACAAUGUUAAACGUAAAUGAGCAUACAAAUGUUCGUGAUAUCGCAGAGAAUAUUUUUGCUCCCGUUCUUUCAUCGCCAGGAAAUUUCACUCUUCCAAGAUCAUUCCAAGAGAACUUUGCUUUUGUGCCAAUUAUUCAUUCCACAAUGAUGGAACAUGGAAUGCAGCAAAUGAUACAGCAGAAUACGGAUUUUAUUCUACAGCAAUUGUUCGCAAUUUGGUUAUCGUAUCGAUUACAUCGCAUAGAAUAUUUGAUUAUGAACGCUUAUAUCAUCAAUUGUGGACGAUACCUCCCACUGGAAGUAUACCUACCGUUUAUCUGUGGGAUAUAUGGCGCUGAUUAUCAUCUAUCGGAAUGGUCAAAUGCACAACUGAGAAAUGUUAUGGCAUUACUUCAGCAACCACCAGAGAUGCUGCUUCAGGGCUUAUUGCCUAGCGAUAUUUCAAUAAAUGAAGUAAAGCAAGUUCGACCGCCGGGCAUUCAACGUGCAAUCACGGCUAUCAGAGAAGAAAAACUGAAG
Messenger RNA from Acanthocheilonema viteae, 1059 nucleotides. NCBI's taxonomy places the organism in Eukaryota, Metazoa, Nematoda, Chromadorea, Rhabditida, Onchocercidae. The record is from the annotation of a GenBank genome assembly.